This is a messenger RNA of Arachis duranensis, 804 nucleotides long. RefSeq lists its product as uncharacterized. The transcript has a single exon. The coding region runs from base 1 to 804 and encodes 267 amino acids. NCBI's taxonomy places the organism in Eukaryota, Viridiplantae, Streptophyta, Magnoliopsida, Fabales, Fabaceae. The record is from RefSeq and is a predicted model, not a curated record.
AUGGAAGCUGAAACCGAACCAAAGGAGGAGCCUGCUACUGAGGAACUGAAGAAGAUCAAGGCUCAGGAGGAGACUGAGAGUAUCACCAUGCACGCUCCCAUGAAGAUGGAAGAGCUUGAAGCACAACCCGCUCCAAACAUACAAGAGGAGCCUGAGGAUGAGCAACUUGCUCAACUUUUGGCAGUUCUCAGGAAGCUGCAAGUCAAUAUCACUUUUGCAGAGGUGUUGGAGAAGAAAUCCCCCCAUAUGGCCUAUCUGAAAACUGCUAUCUCUGACAAGACGGCUCUGAAAGGAGAUGAGACUGUGGUACUGACUAAGAAAUGUAGUACCUUAGUCCAAAAGAAGGUGCCUCCAAAGAUGCCAGAUCCCGGAAGCUUCCUUAUUCCCUAUACUAUAUGGACCAUCACGUUUGAGAAGGCAUUGUGCGACUUUGGCUCCAACACUAAUCUUAAGCCUCUCUUUGUAAUGAAGAAGCUGGGCAACCAAGGGGUGCAUUCCACCAGGAUCUCACUAGAGAUGGUAGAUAAGUCCCUGAAACUGGCAUAUGGCAUGGUAGAAAACGUUCUUGUAAAGGUUGAAGACCUUUACCUCCCUGCGGACUUCAUGAUACUUGACACUAGAGAGGACAAGGACAACUCCAUCAUCCUUGGAAGGCCUUUCCUAGCUAUUCCAAAGGCUUUGAUUGAUGUGGAAAAGGGAGAGAUGAUUCUGAGGGUUUGGGAAGAUCAUAUCCUGUUCAAGAUUCCCAACCCUCACUCUCUCUUAGAUAAAAGAGGCACCAAGAAGAAGGUACCCAAGGGCUAG